Molecule: messenger RNA, 3581 nt
Organism: Metopolophium dirhodum (rose-grain aphid)
Lineage: Eukaryota; Metazoa; Arthropoda; Insecta; Hemiptera; Aphididae
Gene: Hen1
Product: small RNA 2'-O-methyltransferase
Exons: 7
Coding region: 290-2344 (684 amino acids)
Biological process (GO): RNA methylation; siRNA processing; piRNA processing
Cellular component (GO): cytoplasm; nucleus
Molecular function (GO): O-methyltransferase activity; RNA methyltransferase activity
Source: RefSeq, a predicted model, not a curated record
CAGUUCCAUUAUCUUAUAUUCCUAUGUCCAUGCGUUCCUGGUGGCGUCGGUUCGGUGCAGUGAUCGUUUCAGACGUCAGUAAUGUUUAUUUAAAUUUUUACUUUUCAGUAUUCUUGAGUUUUAUAGUAUUAUUAUGGUUGAUGGUUACGAUCGUAUCGCAAUCCACGGAAUUAGUAACGUCGUCAUUAUGACCAUUAUGUCGAUUGGUCGAUAAAAUAAUUUUUAAUUUGUUUAUCCAACGAAUUAUAUAUAAUUUUUACGUUGUUUGUAUAAACAAUAGUAUACAAGUAUGUUGGUUGUACAGAGUAUUCUGUUGUGUUACGGCAUUGACUUAUUGGAAUAUUUGAAGUCUAUCAUUGAUCGUUAUAUAUCCAAUGGCGAAACGUCUGAUUCGGAGGAAGACAAAAUAAUAGAAAUUAUCAGUCAACAAUCAUGUGCAUGUACACUGGAUGAAAAUGGCUUAAAAUUUUGGCCACCAUUGUACAUGCAAAGGUACAUGGCUGUACAAGAAGUGAUUGAACAUCCUAUUUGGAGUGGUUCAAUAAAAAAAGUUGUUGAUUUUGGUUGUUCCGAGAUGGGUUUAUUUAAAUGUAUAAAACCAAUUCCAGGACUCAACAACAUUAUGCUUGUUGAUGUGGAUUUUGAUACAUUGGAUAUAAAUCAGUUUAAGGUGUUACCAACUAAUUAUGAUCAUAUAUCUUUGCAUGAACGUAAAGAGCCUUUGACAGUAGAUAUUUAUAAUGGAAGUAUUGCUGACCAAGACGACAGGAUGUUAGGCGUUGAUGCAGUUAUAUGUAUUGAAUUAAUUGAACAUUUAUAUUUGGACGUUCUGGAUUCAUUACCCAAUAAUGUGUUUGAAUUCAUCAAACCUAAAUUAGCUGUGUUUACUACACCCAAUGUGGAAUUCAAUAUUCUAUUUCCAAAUUUUACAACACAGUUUAGACAUGACGACCACAAAUUUGAAUGGACUAGAAAACAGUUCAAGGAAUGGGCUAAAAAAAUAACUACUCGUUAUCCAGAGUAUGCUGUACAAUUUGAUGGUAUUGGAGCGGGUCCUUCUGGUACAAAAAAUAUUGGUUGUUGUAGUCAAAUGGCCAUUUUUUAUAGGAAGGAUAUGACAACAUCUCCUGUUAAACCUAUUGAUUCUACUCCUUACAAAUUGUUGAGACGUGUUGACUAUCCAUAUGAACUUGAUGAUGAAAAUCAUUGGGAACGGACCAUGUAUGAAAAGUUAAGAAAAUUUGUUUCAGAAGCUUCAUGCAACAAGAAAUAUACUGUUGGUUACAAUAUGGAAAUACCAUUAAAUGAUAUUAUGCCACAUGUUUCAGAUUGCUGUUCAUCUAUGGAUAAAUUAGUGGAUGUGGUCGAUAAACUCUUCUCCACUAUAAAAAAUGAUCAUGGAGAAUGGUUAUUGAUAAAAGCUUUAUCAGAAUUCAGUUCAGAUGAAUAUGAAUCAGACUCAGAUUCAUUUUCAAACAAUAGUGGACAGGAAUACAAUCUAUUGGAAAAUACAGUAAACCUUGACAAUGAUAUUGAAGAUUGGAAUAAAUCAGCUGUCUUAAGUUCUGACAAAUCAAAACUUUGUUAUUCUACUCCAAUGACUAGGGAUCCAGAGCUCAAAUACUAUUCAAAUAAUGUAGACAGUUUCAGCACAGUGCAUUCAAAUUCUGGUUUGUAUAAAACAGCCGUUGAUUACAAUAAGACUGAAGAUACUGAGGAUAUGGUAAUGUCAUUUAGCUGCAAUAGUAGCAUUGUUGAAGACUGUAAUGUUUAUCAAGAUUUCAAAACAGGACAAAAUAAUUCUGUAAUCAAUGAUGAAGAUGUUAAUGAAACAGAAAAUACAUUGACAUGCAUUGCAAAUAGCCAUAAACUUUCUAAUGAUGGCGAUAAAUUAAAUCACAACUAUACUGAUGAUAUGGAAAUCUCAUCUAGCUACAAUGGUAGCAUUAUUGUUGAAGACUGUAUAGUUUAUCAGGAUUUCAAAUCGGGCCGAAAAAUUUCUGUAAGGAAUGAAGAAGAUAUCAAUGAAACAGAAAAUACGUUGACAUGCGUUACAAAUAGUCAUGAAUUUUCCAAUGACGAUACACUAAAUGACAACAUAAUCAUUGAUAACACUAUCAUUAAAAAUAAUAGUAAUAUAUCUUCAAAACUAAAAUGUAGUUCUGAUACUGCACAUCAAUUUAAAUCUAAUAACCCUGAUGAAAUUUAUAUCACAAUUAAUGAUGGGGUGAAUGAAAUUGAUGACCAACUAACGGUAUGCUUGAACAGGACAUUGUUAGAUGAAAACGGUUACACAGAAAAGUUGUUGUCUACUUCAGAUACUGAAUCGUCAAAAAAAAAAUGAAAAAGUAUAAUUCAAAUUUCAAUUUUUUAUUAUAAUUCAUAACUAAAACGGCAUUAGAUCUUAAAACAAAUGUCACAGCAUUUAAUUAUCAUUGCAACAUAAUUUUGUUUGUUGUUUGAUAAUUGUGUUUGUUGAACAGAUUUUUAUUUUUUAAAUUUUAAUGAUUAAAUUAUUUAAUUUAUAUAAUUUUUUUUUAUGUGUAAACAACUUGCUGGAAACUGAAGACUGUAUUUUAAUUUAAUAACUAUGAUAUUUUAAAUAAGUGGUGAUUAAUAGUAUGGGUACCCUUUAUUUUUAAUAUUUUACAUGUGUUCUAAAGAAAUUGUGCUCAAUUUAUUACAUAUUACUUGUUUGUAUUGAGUAAUGAUGAUUUAAACUGGAAAAUGUUAUGUUAGUUUAUAUAAAUGUUUUUCUUGUUAUCAACUAAUAAAAAAAAAAUUCCAAAUAGCAAAUUGUAUUUUACAUUUUUUUUAUUGGCCUAGGGAGUAAUUAUUGUGAUUAAAUAUUAAUAUUAGUAUAUGGAAUUGAAUUUGUAUUUCUAUGUAACAAAGAAUUAUUAAUACCUGUAGGCACAAUAAUAUAAGUUAAGCUGAAUAGUUUAUGGGCGUGGAAAAUAUAUUAAAGUAACUGAAUGUUUAAAAUACUAUUAAAUCCUUAAAAUUAGUGAUAGAGGAUGCUAGUAAAAGUAAAUUCAACAUUUGUUUUUACUUAAAAAAAAAGAAAACUGUCACUAAAUUAAUGUAAACUUAGUUGAUAUUAUUAAAAGAAAUAAUAGUUUUUAAUUUUAAUACCUAUGGUUUUAAAAAUCAAAUACAAAAUUUCUCAGGUAUGUUUACUGGUAUUUAAAAAAAUUUUAAGCUUUAAGUCAUAUAUUUUUUCAUGAGUGAUUGAAGUUUGGACCACAUCGAAAACCUAAAAUAACGAUUUGUCUGCUUACGAGUCAGUUCAUUAAAGUGAAACAUUCCACUAUCUAUUUCUUACUUUAUCAUUUUAUACACAAUGAAAUGUCCAUAAUAUUUAGAACAAUUUUCAGCUAUUUGUUGUGGCAUUUGAAAUUUUCUGUUUUUUCGUGUUAAUAGGCAUUUUUAUGCUGGGUUAAAAAGUUUGAAAAUUUAAUACAAGAUCCCCUCACAAGUAGCUCUAAAGCAAUAAUUUAAAAAUAUCGAUAAAACAGGCAAAAUCUUUUUGUUUUAAUUAAGUGUUUGAAAUUUGAAUGUCAACAAAAUCAUGAACCUUA